Molecule: messenger RNA, 1257 nt
Organism: Anopheles funestus (African malaria mosquito)
Lineage: Eukaryota; Metazoa; Arthropoda; Insecta; Diptera; Culicidae
Product: FAM172 family protein homolog CG10038
Exons: 5
Coding region: 103-1206 (367 amino acids)
Biological process (GO): regulatory ncRNA-mediated heterochromatin formation
Cellular component (GO): nucleus
Molecular function (GO): siRNA binding
Source: RefSeq, a predicted model, not a curated record
AAAACAAAUCUACCGCGAAACAAAAGGCGGAACACAAGACCGCAAGUUCGAGGACAUAAACAAAGUGCAACUUGGCGUACGAUUCGGGUGAUUAUUUAAUCAAUGUAUCCUGCGUUUUACAUAAUCCCGUUCGCUCUCGGUGCUUUUCAGUUGUUUAAACACGCCAACCUAGCUCCACAGCUUGGUCAUACGAGUGGAUUGUUGCGGUGGCCACAGGUAGCAGUGACGAUAGCGCUUAUUACAGGAUUAACGAUUCGAAUGGCUGCCUCGGAGGAACGCACCUAUCCGACCACCUUGGAAGGAUUCGGAUACGGAUUUAAUGAAGAUGGAAAAUUGCGUCAGCUUGACAAGGAAACGGGAAAGCUCACCGAUCGUGUCUUUGACUAUCAGGUGUACACGUCCUUAGCGGAGAACCAGGUGCACUAUGAAGCUUUGGGAGAUGUAAUUACGGAAUACGUGUACCAGCGACUAGAGGAGAAGGAGGGCAUGAAGAAACUUUACGUUCCAGAUGAUGUGCCACGCGAAGAGGCCACCUUCAUUUUUAGCACCAAGGAUACGUUGGACAAACCGAAGAAACUGCUCGUACUGAUACACGGCAGCGGUGCUGUCCGGGCCGGUCAGUGGGCUCGCAGCUUAAUCAUCAACGACUGUCUCGAUUCCGGUACUCAGAUCCCGUACAUCAACAAGGGUCGCGAGCUAGGCUAUGAGGUGCUUCUGCUGAACACGAACGAUAACUAUCGCACUAUCAACGGAGCAAGAAAAUCAAUCCGCGGUAGUCGUAAUCCGACGGAACAUGCCGUAACCGUGCUGGAGAAAUACAUUCUUGCAAGCAAACCCGAAUCGGUAGCGAUAGUGGCCCACAGCUACGGUGGCGUGGUAACGGUCGAGCUGGCACAACGCUAUCCGGAGUUUUUCAAGGACAAAGUGUUUGCCGUAGGUUUCACCGACAGUGUCCAUGCGAGUUCACUUGUGCCGGAGGUGCUGAAAAAGAUCGGUCGCAAUUGGGUGACGGCAAAGGAUCCACUCGAUACCCCGCUGACAAUCACAAAGCACGAUAUUCCUCGACACUCUGCAGGCCACACCAAACAUGAAAUGACAUCGUACAGUUGCAUGAGUGCACUUUUCGAGUUUCUCGAGAGUCGUUACGCGGACUUUCGGGGUGCAACCGAACCACAGCCGAAGAAGGUGAAGGGUGACGAACUGUGAGUGGCCAGAAUGGUCGAAUUACAUAAGAAUAAAGCCAAUUUGAAAAUGGAA